Molecule: messenger RNA, 3351 nt
Organism: Leptopilina heterotoma
Lineage: Eukaryota; Metazoa; Arthropoda; Insecta; Hymenoptera; Figitidae
Product: polycomb protein Sfmbt-like
Exons: 10
Coding region: 263-3169 (968 amino acids)
Biological process (GO): heterochromatin formation; regulation of DNA-templated transcription
Cellular component (GO): nucleus
Molecular function (GO): zinc ion binding
Source: RefSeq, a predicted model, not a curated record
AUUAUAGAUGGGGUGGGGGUAAAGCGAAAAAGAACAUCCUGCCGCCGAUGUUUUGCCCUAUUGUUAGGUGAUGUCGAGAAAAAUUAUGUUUUUUACGUGAUUUUUUUGUGGAAAUGUAUGCGAGCAAGUACAAGAAUUGUGUAUAUUUUUACUAAUAAUGCUCAUUUUGUUAAUCGAGAUGGAACAUCCGAGUCGUGAAAAAUAUAGUUUACGGUAAUAUCUGCUGAACGCAUUUAGUAAACUUAUAGGGGAACUCUUUGUCAUGGAUAUGCAGGCUCCCAAUGUUUAUGCGGCCACCAUCCCUGGUAUACCAGAAUUAGGGAUGGUGUGGAUGGGAGACAUGAUGGUACAUGGGGAACCGACACACGAAUUAAUGUUGGAUCCUCGUCAUGCAGAAAGUCCUUUCUUUCAACACGGUUCCCAUUCGUUCGAAGAUCUUAGAAAUCAUCAUCAUCAUCAGAUGCAACCAACGACGAUGGUUCGUUAUUUACCGCAACAAUAUCAUGGCGAGUGUUCUGAACCUGAUGAGGCGAUGGAAGCUGUUGACGUUCAGGAAAUGCAUCACUGUUACCCUCUAUUUCAGGAAUAUGAUCCACAAACGGAAAGUAAUGAAAUGACUGAGUACUUGACUUUGGAAGAUUACAUGACAGAGGAGGAUCGUGAACAGGUUGUAAAUAAUGCAGCGACACAGACGCAGGACAAUCGGAAUCGUAAGAUCAAACCCAUAAAGCAUCCUGGUCUUGUUCUUAAAACACCAAUAGCCUAUCAGCCUCAUACUGAUCUCAACUUUAUACCAAUUCGCAAGGACGGAAUUGCCGUUUGCGAGAAAUGUGGUGCCAUUGGAGUAAAACAUGCCUUUUACACUAAGGAACGUCGAUUUUGUAGUCGAGCUUGUGCACGAUCUUCAGAACACACAGCCCCCGCUGCAGAUUCUACAUACAGUCCGUCGCAUCUUAUUGAAAGUCAAAUAAUCGUCACUCCACCAUCGCCUGAAGCAACAAAAUCAGAAGAAGAAGUAAUGAUAUCUAAACAAGUUGAAGUAGAAAGAAGGGAACCGGAGAAAAAGGAUAAGGAUGUAAUAAAAUCCGAACCAGUGAUGCCAGAAGAUUUGCCUGUCCGGAGAAAAAGAACUGCAGAAAUGGAAGGCUCUUACGAUUGGACACCACAAUUAAUAGAACACGGAUUUUGUGCCGCCCCUGUUUCUUGCUUUAAACACGCGCCAAUAUCAGAAAUAUGGGACGACAUAACAGUGGGAAUGAAAGUAGAGGUUGAGAAUACAGAUUGUGAUGAGGUUUGUGAAGCUUUUCCCGAUUCCUUCUGGGUUGCAACGGUUCUUCGUAUUUCCGGAUACAGAGCACUCUUAAGAUAUGAAGGUUUCGGUCACAAUGCUGAAAAGGAUUUUUGGGUUUCGCUCUGUUCGAAUGAUAUUCACCCUGUCGGUUGGUGUGCCACAAUCGGCAAACCUCUGAUUCCUCCAAACACAAUAGCCAAUAAGUACAAGGACUGGAAGGACUUUCUCAAGAGAAGAUUAACAGGAGCCCGAACUCUACCCACUGAUUUCUAUAAUAAAGUGAAUGACAGUAUGAAAUCACGUUUCCGUUGCGGACUCCAGUUGGAAGUCGUAGAUAAGAAUCGAAUAUCACAAGUGAAAGUCGCAACAAUACAGAAAAUAGUCGGUAAACGAUUGCACGUGCGAUAUUACGAUUCACCACCUGAGGACGAUGGAUUUUGGUGUCAUGAGGAUUCGCCUUUGAUACAUCCAGUUGGAUGGUCGAGAAAAAUUGGUCAAACAUUGGACGCGUAUUCGGACUAUUUGGAUCGAAUGUCAAAGAAGCAAAAUUCCGAGGAUGACGCUACAGAGGAUAUAUUCUUUGUGCCAAAGAACCAUAUGAUACCUGGAUAUAAAUUUCAAGAGGGAAUGAAACUUGAAGCUAUAGAUCCACUUAAUCUUUCGGCAAUUUGCGCUGCAACUAUAAUGCGAGUAUUGAGGAAGGAUUUUAUUAUGAUUCGCAUUGAUAGUUAUGAUGAGGAUGCAAGUGGUGCCGAUUGGUUUUGUUAUCAUUCUUCAUCACCGUGCAUAUUUCCAAUUGGAUUUUGUGCUCAACAUGGUUUGCCACUAACUCCGCCCAAGGGUUAUGAUCCUACGACUUUUACUUGGGAUUCGUAUUUGACUGAAACUAAUACUGUACCUGCACCGAUGCAUCUAUUUAAUCACGAUGUACCGCAACAUGGAUUUAUCGAGGGCAUGAGACUCGAGGCUGCUGAUUUAAUGGAUCCUAGAUUAGUUUGUGUAGCUACAAUUACUAGAGUCAUCGGGAGGCUACUGAGGGUGCACUUUGAUGGAUGGGAGGAUGAAUACGAUCAAUGGCUGGAUUGCCAAAGUCCUGAUAUUUAUCCCGUUGGAUGGUGUGAUCUUGUCGAUCAUAAAUUAGAAGGGCCACGGGUUCUCAAUAAAACCACUAGUCCUACCGUGAAAUCACCAAGAGGCCUUAAACGUAAAUCUAAGCGAAAAAUGAAGCGAAGUGGAAAAUUACAUUGCGGAAGGCAAUUCCUUCCAAGACACAGUGAACGUAUUAAUCCAACGCGUGAAAGAGAUCGAGAGAGGAAACAGGAAUUAGAAUUAGAACCAGCUCAGGGUAUUAAAAUAGAAAGAGAUCACGAGUUGGAGAGUCUACCUGAGCAGGCGAGUAGAGAGCCUGAGCCAGCUGAAGAGCCAGCUGGUCCAGAUCAAACUCUUCCCAGUCCUUCGAGUUGUCAAGGUCGAGCCUUAAGUGAGACCCAGAGUAAUCUACAAAUCGUCCCACCUUCAAGGGAUCGAAAUGCAACUUUGUGUGUAAAUACUUCGUCAGUGAGCGAGAAAUACAUUCCAAGGCUAGCGGAUUGUCUACAAAAGUCUUCCGACGCCAAGGGAUUAGUACCAUCCGAAUGGAAUAUAAUCGACGUGGCUCAAUUCCUUCGUGUCAAUGACUGUGCAACAUAUUGUGACAACUUUAGUAAACGCAAAGUAGAUGGGAAGACACUUUUAAAUUUGACGAAGGACCAAAUUAUAGAUUUAACCGGUUUUAAAGUUGGACCUUCUCUUAAAAUUUACGAUCUAAUACAACAAUUGAAAAUCAAAGUGAAUCCAGCUCAGGAAAGGUUAAAGUUAGGACUAAAAAAAUUAUUUUAACAGAGCUAGUGUGUGGCUUUUGUAAUUUUUAAGUGCCAGCCUUAUUCAACAUGGAUUUACAAAAAAGAAACAGAAACUAAGGGGAAAUGAACUUUUUUCUGUAUGUAAAAAAAUGAUUCGUUUAUUUUAAUUCUCUUCAAUUUGUCCGCUAAAAUCUUUUCUUUGAUUUAAUUUAUUGAAAA